Molecule: messenger RNA, 1988 nt
Organism: Gilbertella persicaria
Lineage: Eukaryota; Fungi; Mucoromycota; Mucoromycetes; Mucorales; Choanephoraceae
Product: methylenetetrahydrofolate reductase-domain-containing protein
Exons: 4
Coding region: 1-1800 (599 amino acids)
Biological process (GO): tetrahydrofolate interconversion
Cellular component (GO): cytosol
Molecular function (GO): methylenetetrahydrofolate reductase [NAD(P)H] activity; FAD binding
Source: RefSeq, a predicted model, not a curated record
AUGAAAGUCAUUGAUAAGAUUAACAAAGCCGAAGAAGAAGGACGUCCUUUCUGGUCCUUUGAAUAUUUCCCUCCAAAGACGUCUCAGGGUGUCCAAAACUUGUAUGAUCGCAUGGAAAGAAUGCAACGUUAUGGUCCUGAAUUCAUUGAUGUUACUUGGGGUGCUGGUGGUACCUCUGCCGAUUUGACUACCGAAAUCGUUGCUACUGCUCAAUCUGUUUAUGGUUUAGAAACCAUGAUGCACUUGACUUGUACCAACAUGCCCAAGAAGCAAAUUGAUGAUGCUUUAGAAGCUGCCAAGAAUUGUGGAUGUCAAAACAUUCUCGCUUUGCGUGGUGAUCCUCCUAAGGGUCAAGCCAAUUGGGAAUCUUGUGAAGAAGGUUUCGAACAUGCCAUCGACCUUGUUCAUUACAUUCGUGAAAAAUACGGGGACUAUUUUUGUAUUGCUGUAGCUGGUCAUCCCGAAGGUCAUAUUGAUAACCCAGACAAAGAAGAUGAUUUGCUGCAAUUGAAAAAGAAGGUCGAUGCUGGCGCUGACCUUGUUGUUACACAACUCUUUUUCGACAUUGAUGCCUUUAUUCAAUUCUACAAGAAGGCUCGUGCUAUUGGCAUCCAAGUACCCAUCUUACCUGGUGUCUUCCCUAUCCAAAACUACACUGGUCUUAAGCGUGUCAUUUCCUUCAAUAAUAACUUUGUUCCUCAAAAGAUUUGGGAUGAUCUUGAAUCCAUUAAAGAAGAUGACAUUGCUGUCAAAGAAUACGGUAUUAACUUGACUGUCGAAUUCGUCAAGAAGUUCCGUGAAGUUGGCAUCAAUGGUUUCCACAUCUAUACAUUCAACUUAGAACGUUCAUCUCGACUUGUAUUGGAAAGACUUGGAUUGGUUGCUCCUGUCGAAAACAUCAAGCCUUUGCCCUGGAGCCCUUCUCUUACUACCAAGCGAGCCAAAGAAAAUGUCCGUCCUAUCUUCUGGAAGAAUCGUACCAAGAGUUACAUUCAACGUACUGAAACUUGGGAUGAAUUCCCUAACGGCCGUUGGGGUGAUUCUCGCUCUCCUGCCUUUGGUGAACUCGAUGGUUGGGGUGUUAAUCUCAAGUACCCUGUAGAACAAUGUCUUCAAAUGUGGGGAGCUCCUAAUACCAUUGAUGAUAUUGCCCAAACUUUUGCUCAAUAUUGUAAAGGCCAAAUUGCUGGUAUUCCUUGGAGUGCUCAACAAUUAGAUGCUGAAACUGAAAUCAUUCGCCAACGUUUGGCAGCCAUCAACUUGUUAGGUUACUUGACCAUCAACUCUCAACCUGCUGUCAAUGGUGCCAAGAGUUCUGAUCCUGUGUAUGGCUGGGGUCCCAAGAAUGGUUAUGUUUUCCAAAAGGCUUAUCUUGAAUUCUUUGUUUCUCCUGAAAAGUUAGAUGAAUUGAUUGAAAAGAUUGGCAAGGACCAUCAAGUAACUUACUAUGCCAUUAACAAGCAAGGCGAUCUUCGUACAAACACUCAACAUGACGAACCUAAUGCUGUCACUUGGGGUGUCUUCCCCGGUAAAGAAAUUGUUCAACCUACUAUUGUUGAAGCUGUUGCAUUUACUGCUUGGAAGGAUGAAGCAUUUGAACUCUGGAACAGAUGGGCUCGUAUCUAUGAACGUGAGAGUCAAUCCGCCGAAUUGAUCUUGGACAUUACUAACAACUGGUAUUUGAUUAAUAUUGUCCACAAUGAUUUCCAAGACGAAAAUGGUAUCUGGAAAUUGUUUGAUCUAGAAAUUGAUGGCGAAAUUUCUCGUAAAUUAUUACAGUCUACCACUGUUGCACGAUAGAUUUAUGAAUUGUAACUGUAUUCAACAUGCCUACUCCCUUUUUUUUAUAUGUAUACAUACUUUUUUGUUAUUUAUUUCUUGUCAUAUAGUAUUCAACUACCCUAUUAUUUUUCUUCUAGUUAUUCAUGAUUCCCCCCCCCCCCACAGCGUUGUAUAAAACAAUAAAAAAAAGACUUGGUUGCCAAUGC